AGUAUUGCGAUCAAUAAUUACUUUCCCCUCUCUCUCUGUCUGCCACCAACAGCCGAGGACGACGACCGUAUCCACCACAAACCGCUUCCGGCUGAGACGACGGCGAUCUACUCCGGCUGGUUCUGCUACUUGAUUCUGCUCUGAAUUUUAUUAGAUUUUAUCAAGCAGACAAUCUCGGAUAGCAGGAAGAACGGGAUUAUCGUUUGAUUAGCUCAUCGCUUGCUUCUUUUCGUGAGAUUUAGUUUUGGUUUCUGGAGAAAUUUCCGAUCGCCUUCGGUUUCCGGCGAUUGGAUUGAGUAGGAUACGGAGGAGUCUCUAUUUUGGCGUGGUUUUCUCGCGAUUAGGUUUGCUGGCGUGGGAAAGUUAAGCAUUGUAAAGCCAAAAUUUCGUCGAUUAGACAUCGAGCUUUUGAGCUUUUGGUGGUUAUAGAUAGGCUAUUAGGUUUUUGAGUUAAGGUUUUACGUAUUAUCCUAGGGUUUAGUUAUUGGGGAGAGAGAGGCUCCGUUAAUCUGGUUUGUUGAAGAGUCUCCUGGAUCUGUUGUCUCGACGGAUGAUUUGCUUCUGUGAGCUAGGGCUUUCUAUGCUUGGCUGAUCAGGAUGCCGAUGGGACGGUUUCUAUCUCUGGUCCGAGGAGACUCGGCUGAGUCACCUCGUGAGAUUACCUCACAGAGUAAUAUCAUCGGCGAUACUGGUUCUAAUGGUUGGCUUAUUAGGUUUUUUGAUUCUGCUUUCUUCUGUGAGUGGAUUGCUGUUAGUUAUCUGUACAAGCACCCUCAUGCUGGUGUUAGGGACUACUUAUGCAAUAGGAUGUAUACGCUUCCCUUGUCAGGUAUUGAGAGUUAUCUGUUCCAGAUUUGCUACAUGAUGGUGCACAAACCAAGCCCAUCUCUUGAUAAGUUUGUAAUAGACAUCUGUGGAAAGUCACUGAAAAUCGCACUGAAAGUGCAUUGGUUUUUGUUGGCUGAGCUGGAGGAUUCUGACGAUAAUGAAGGCAUCAGCAGGAUUCAAGAGAAGUGUCAAAUUGCAGCUACUUUGAUGGGGGAGUGGUCUCCUCUCAUGCGUCCACAGAACGAGGUCUCAACCCCAGGGAGCAAGAAUCAGGUCCUAAAUAGACUUUUGUCAUCAAAACAGAAGCUCUUCUCGUUAAAGUUAUCUCCUCCCACCCAGAAGUCUUUGUCAUUCUCACCUUCGCCAGGGACCAACGUGCAGGAUGAUGGUAGUCAGUUACCUGCUGAGGAUAAUAAGAUUUUUAAGAAACUUAUCCCAAGUCCUAAAGUCAGAGAUGCUUUAAUGUUUAGAAAGUCAGUUGACAAAGAUGAUGAAGAGAGUGAAAAGGAAGGAUUCUUCAAGAGGCUCUUGAGGGACAGCAAAGGUGAGGGUGAUGAACCAAUACCUAACUCAGAGGGUUUCUUUAAACGCCUUUUGAAGGACAAUAAAUCAGAAGAUGAGGACAUAACAAACAGUUCCGAGGGGUUCUUCAAGAGGCUCUUGAGUAGUAAAGGAGAAAGCGAGGAAUUGACAUCGAGUUCAGAUGGGCUGUUUAAAAGGUUAUUACGAGAUAAUAAGGGAGAUGAAGAGGAAUUGGGUGCAAAUCCAGACAGUUUCUUCAAGAGAUUGUUACGGGAGAGUAAAACCGAGGACGAGGAGUCAAACCCAAACUCAGAAGGUUUUUUUAAGAAACUAUUCCGUGACAGCAAACCUGAAGAAGAUAAAGUUUCUAAAGAAGUGGAUGAUGAGGACAAAGAUGGGUUCCUUAAGAAACUUUUCAGGGAAAAAAGUGAUGACAAAAGACAUGGUAGUGAAAAGAAUGAAACCAAUGGAACAGUGUCUGCCGACAAGAAAUCUGGUGAAGAGGAUGAAAGGGAGGGGUUUUUCAAAAAAUUCUUUAAGGAAAAAUCUGAUGACAAGAAAGACAUUGUCAAGGUCGAUGACGGGAAUGAAAGUGAGGGUGAAGAAUCUCCAGAAUUUUCUCUGUUCAAAAGAUUAUUCCGUAUACAUCCCGAAGAUGCAAAACCUACUUCAGAAAAUGAAAAUAGCGGCAAUGGCUUAGUUGAAAGCAGUCCUGGGACAGAAAACUUUUUCCGCAAGUUGUUCAGAGAUCGUGACCAAUCUGUUGAAGAUUCUGAACUGUUUGGAUCAAAGAAACAAAAGGAGAAACGGCCAGGCUCCCCUAAACAGCGGGAUGAUACUCCAUCUGGUAAGCCCCCGCUACCAAACAAUACUGCAUCACAAUUCAGGAAAGGGGCUUACCACGAGUCGUUGGAGUUUGUACAAGCGUUAUGUGAAACAUCGUAUGGUUUGGUAGAUAUCUUUCCUAUUGAAGAUCGGAAGAUUGCUCUUCGGGAGUCUCUUGCAGAGAUCAAUUUUCAUUUAUCGGAAGCUGAAAUCACUGGAGGAAUUUGUUUUCCGAUGGGGAGAGGAGUUUAUCGUGUGGUCCAUAUUCCUGAAGACGAAUGCAUUCUUUUGAAUUCUAGGGAAAAGGCGCCAUACAUGAUCUCCGUAGAAGUUUUGAAAGCGGAAACACCCAGUGCUAAAGAUACAUCGAACUCCCAGAAGCUUUCUAAAGGGGGAAUUCCAUUGGCAAACGGGGACGCAUUCUUGCAAAAGCCACCUCCAUGGGCUUAUCCACUAUGGACUACUCAGGAGGUUUAUCGCAACAGUGCUGACCGAAUGUCGUUAUCCACUGCUCAAGCAAUUGAUCAGGCAAUGACUCCUAAGUCAGAGGUGAAGGUGAAACUUGUCAAUGUAAGUCUCUCAGUGGAGAAUUGUACUUCAGCUCUUGAAUCAUUGUGCGAUCCACUUGAUGAUGUUCUGGGGGAGGCCCCAAGGACUGGGUUGAACACUGAUCUUGAAUGGGUAAGGGUGGUCGUAACGGCUGACCCAGGACUUAGAAUGGAAAGCAUUCCUGAUCCAUCAGCCCCGCGUAAAAAGGAACAUCGUCGUGUUCCAAGUACUGUUGCCAUGGAGGAAGUAAGGGCUGCCGCAGCGAAGGGAGAGGCACCUCCAGGCCUUCCUCUCAAAGGGGCUGGUCAGGAUUCGUCGGAUGCACAACCAAGGGCCAACGGUGGAAUGCUUAAGGAAGGUGAUGCCUUAUCAGGUGAACUUUGGGAGGGAAAGCGAGACAGAAUACGUAAAGCUUCAAUAUAUGGAAAGUUACCUGGUUGGGACCUGCGUUCUAUCAUUGUGAAGAGCGGUGACGACUGUAGGCAAGAACAUCUCGCUGUGCAACUCAUUUCUCACUUUUAUGAUAUAUUCCAGGAAGCCGGUCUACCCCUCUGGUUACGUCCUUAUGAAGUCUUGGUUACAUCUUCUUAUACUGCCCUUAUAGAAACAAUUCCAGAUACGGCUUCUAUUCAUUCUAUCAAAAGUAGAUAUCCCAACAUAACGAGCCUACGUGAUUUCUUUGUUGCAAAGUAUAAAGAAAACUCUCCAAGUUUUAAGCUCGCCCAGAGGAAUUUCGUUGAAAGUAUGGCCGGAUAUUCUUUGGUCUGUUACCUUCUGCAGGUAAAAGAUCGUCAUAAUGGAAAUCUUCUCUUGGAUGAAGAGGGUCACAUUAUACACAUUGAUUUCGGUUUUAUGCUUUCGAAUUCUCCUGGUGGCGUAAACUUUGAGAGUGCCCCGUUUAAGUUAACCCGUGAACUUCUUGAGGUCAUGGACUCUGAUGCUGAUGGGGUUCCAAGUGAGUUCUUUGACUAUUUCAAGGUGCUAUGCAUUCAAGGAUUCCUUACAUGUAGAAAGCAUGCGGAAAGGAUUAUUCUCUUAGUUGAAAUGUUACAGGAUUCGGGUUUCCCUUGCUUCAAAGGUGGUCCACGAACCAUUCAAAACCUAAGAAAACGAUUUCAUCUAAGUUUAACUGAGGAGCAAUGUGUCUCUUUGGUCCUCUCUCUCAUCAGCAGUAGCUUAGAUGCUUGGCGGACACGACAAUAUGAUUACUACCAACGGGUCUUAAAUGGAAUAUUGUGAUGUUCCAAAGAACCAACCUAAAAAGGGUAAAAAACUCACAACAUACAUUGGUAUGUUGGGUUAGCUCAUAAAACAAUACGUUUUUGAGGAACCCUUUUCAUAGUAGCAAUCAGAAUCCUUCCCAAGGCAGGAGAAGAUGCCUGGAGAGAUCGUGUGUGCAAGCAUGGGAGAAGAAACCGGUCACACGUGCGACUCAUAUCAUACGUGGAGGAGAAAACUACAAUUUGUGUACAGAAUAUGAUUUUUGCAGAGGUUUGAUUGUUAUCUUACUUACUUGCUCUACUAGUACUUGUAGGAGAAAAGAAGGCAAAAGCCUGAAAUUUUCUUCCUCCCAAAAGCUCAAAACAAAGCCCUUUUACAGAGGUUAAAAAGGGCAAUGUUUUGUUUUUACUUUGUUUCUCGUCAAAACUCAUGAUGUGAUAUUGUUGUAUAAAUUGUGUAUUAUCUUUUUUUUUCGGGUUUGAAAUUAGAGUAUGAGCAAGGAAAAACGAAACAGAUCAUACUUCAUAUUUCAUGAA
This is a messenger RNA of Arabidopsis lyrata subsp. lyrata, 4481 nucleotides long. RefSeq names its product phosphatidylinositol 4-kinase beta 1. The coding region runs from base 598 to 3963 and encodes 1121 amino acids. Gene Ontology annotation, cellular component: cytoplasm; membrane. Gene Ontology annotation, biological process: phosphatidylinositol phosphate biosynthetic process; phosphatidylinositol-mediated signaling. The transcript is spliced from 16 exons. The record is from RefSeq and is a predicted model, not a curated record. Gene Ontology annotation, molecular function: 1-phosphatidylinositol 4-kinase activity. NCBI's taxonomy places the organism in Eukaryota, Viridiplantae, Streptophyta, Magnoliopsida, Brassicales, Brassicaceae.